Molecule: messenger RNA, 786 nt
Organism: Didymodactylos carnosus
Lineage: Eukaryota; Metazoa; Rotifera; Eurotatoria; Philodinida; Philodinidae
Source: the annotation of a GenBank genome assembly
AUGGGCAACCCGACCCAACCCGAAGGCUGGUCACUGAAGCCUGCGCGAACUUUUGUUCGUAUGAUAUGCGUCCAUUUGAUAUCGUCAACGGUCACGGAAACAUUAUGCCAAGCGCUAUUAGAUGCUGGUCAUUCUCAAAGUCAUCGAAUUAUAGCAUCAGAUAUUUUACCGGAUCAUACAACAAUUGCACGACGUGUUAACUCAUUAGCUGAUGGAAAACGGUUAGAGUUUAUUGAAAUGUUAAAAGUUGAUCUGCAAAAUGCGAAAUUAUUCGGCAUCACAUGUGGCUACUGGAAAAAUAAAUAUUCUUGUGAAAGUUAUUUAACAAUUAACAUGCAUUAUGGCAAAAAAUGGACAGAUACAGAAUUUGAGGAUAUACUGCUCAAUCGAAAUGAAGAGCAUUUUCUUGAUAAUACUGAUCAUACAUUGGCCAAAGAAGUAGCAGAUUUAUUAUCAACAUUUAAAAUUGGUGGCGAACUAUUAUCAGCUGAUGAUACGCCGACUUUACAUCUGGUAUUACCGUUUGUCAAAAAAUUUAAACAAUGCUAUGUAACAAGAAAUAGUGAAAAAUUAGCUACAAAAAAACUGAAAGGGAUUCUUUUACAAAAACUGGAUGAAAAAAUAUGGUUAUCUGAAACACUAUCAUUAUUAGCAAUUCCAGCCAGCUCAGCUAAAGCUGAACGAAUAUUUAGUGAAACAGGAAGAAUAUUAGAGGCUCGAAGACAAUUAUUAAGUCCAGAAUCUGUUGAUUCUCUGGUAUUCUUACGUAAUUUCAAUGAAAACUGA